GAGUCACUGACACAGCGCGUCCAUUCAUUGGAAGAAGAUCAUUACGCGUUCAUCAAAAUUGAUAAUAAUUAGUAGCAAAUAUUUUCACUCUUCAUAAUACAACGGAUAUCAUAUUUGAACGAGAUAAACCAGCUGUUCACAGUAGGAAAGUAAACACGCAUAAUGGAUUACAGCAAGCUCAGCAUCAGAGAACUCUAUGAGAGACACUUCAAAAAAACAUAUGGGCCGUAUGAUAAAGUGAUGUCAAGACGUCCGGCUGCCUGCUUCUCAGAAGAGGAAGAUGUCCACGUUCAGUUUGACCAGAGAAGCCUACGUGAUGGUCAGGCUUGUGAAGGAGAUGAGAAGCAGGGAGUCUGUGCCCCAGAGAUACCCAAGAGGGAUGCACCGCUGUACCACCCGCAGGAGGCGCUGUACCUGUGUAACAGACACUAUGGUUCUCCAGCUACACAAAGGGUUAAUUUGAGGAGCUGUGGUAAAACAUCCUCACUCCCUGGUGAACACCGCAGUCAGUGUAGAUCUGCCAGCAUCCACAGACAAAACCAGAAGCUCUUCUCUGACAACACCAGUCGCUACAUCCCAGUUCAGCCAAACACCAGCACUAAGCAACCAGAGAAACACAGGCCGCCCAAAGAUCUCGCUGGAGGGGUGAAAGACGGUUCUCCUCACGCUUCUGAACCGGCCAACAUGACAUUAUCUUCAGGUCUUGGUGAGAAUCCAGAUUUGGUUGGAGAACCAAAACACGUUCAGACACCCGAAGAACGUUGCGCUCGAGCCAUCACAGCCAAAGCUCGGGAGAUCGAGCAGUUGUACACAGGAGACUGUAAGACAUUCGGACUCGUGGUGAAGAUGCUCAUCUCCAAAGAUCAGACCCUUGAAGGGCGGCUUCUAUCUGCGCUGAAGAAGAACCUGGUUGAUAUCAGAAAACAAAGUCUUAAGGACCUCCGCCAGUUUAUUUCUAAUGUGACUUCACAGCUGAAACCUGAACAAUCUGCUAAACUUUACCGUAAUAUUAACAAGAGACGCUUCAGACGCUCACAACACAUUUAAACACUCAGUGUUAGUGUCGAUUACUUGAUUGUUUGGUUGUUAAAUACGAGUUAAUGCCAAAUUUAAAUUUCACACAGUUGUACAUAUAGCAUUUUUAUUCUGACAUGUUCAUAUUGAAAUUGUUCAAUUUUUGCAAAGAUGCUUAAGCAUUCCUUUUGAUUCAUAUUGUUUGCGGUUUGUCAGAUGAUAACAGCGUUGUUAAGCUUUUCUUACACAGUAUAUUGUGCAUUUAAGAAUAAAGUCUAUUUGUCAAAGCACAUCUAUAGAAAUAAUAAACAUUGAGUAUAUAAA
Triplophysa dalaica is the source of this 1338-nucleotide messenger RNA. Its product is annotated as periphilin-1-like. The transcript has 9 exons. Gene Ontology annotation, biological process: negative regulation of gene expression, epigenetic; negative regulation of DNA-templated transcription; protein localization to heterochromatin. NCBI's taxonomy places the organism in Eukaryota, Metazoa, Chordata, Actinopteri, Cypriniformes, Nemacheilidae. Bases 163 to 1047 code for a protein of 294 amino acids. The record is from RefSeq and is a predicted model, not a curated record. Gene Ontology annotation, cellular component: nucleoplasm.